UUCCUCCCUCAAAAGCUGCUCUGCAGAUUCAACAAUGCUUCGCUCACACUGUGCUGGUGCUGCCACCACUCCCAACUAACCGACCACUCCGCACACAUUUGCAGACUUGUUUUUUGUUUUUUCCAAUCGUAAUCCUCUGUCUCUGUCUCUCUCUCUGUUUGUUUUCAUCAUCUCAAAUUUCAAUCGUCUCGUUUCGUUUCGUUUCAAUCCACCGUCGUUUUGGAGAUCAUGUUCAACGACAACGCCAUGAGAAGGAAGCAACAAGAGCUCGAGCUAGCUUGGCUCAACGCCGCCGCGGCAUCUAACGAACCACCACCGCCGCCUCCGCCGUCGUUUUACGACCUCUACCCCAGCCACCACCACCACCACCACAUGGUGUCACUCGCGCCGUCGAAAUCUUCAACACCGUCGAAUCAGUUCGAUUUCUACGGCGAUGGGGUGUUGUUCGGAGAUGACAAGUGGGUGAGUGAUGAUGACAACAACAACGAUGUUGGAUUUGGAAGCGUUCACUUGUUGUCUAAGGAUUUUUCUGGAAUGAGUAUCGUGGAGGAGCAAGUGAUGAUGAACAAUCAUCACGGUGCCAAAACCACCACCAGAGGGGUGGUGCCAAUGGCAAUGCCGUCGUCGUUCACGCCGUAUGGUUUGGAAGAAGAACUACCGCAUCCUCUGUUUCAUCAGCGAAACGUGGCGGCCACGAAAUCCUCCGCCACUUGGGGUGGUGGUGGUUCUGUUUCUCAGGGUUUAGUCUCUGAUGUGAAUUGGUCUUUGCCUUCUUCUUCCAAAGGAAGCGCGUUUGAUUCUCUCUGCUACGGGAACAGUGAGUGCUGUGGUGGUGAUUGUUAUGGCGGCGGCGGUGGUGGUUAUGCGCGUGUAACUCAGUUUCAGAAGCCAUCUUUUGCUGCUUCACCUUCACCUUCACUUUCACCUUCACCCCACUACCCUUAUGACCAUUUUCUCUUGUCACCGAGAAGAUCAUCGUUUGAAUCGCAACAACCCAAGAUUGGUUUGAAUCUAAACAAUGCUAGACCCUCCUCACGUUGUUUCCCUGCAACGAGAGAAUCACCCAACUGGGAACAACAACAACAAUGUCAGCAAUCUCUGUCUCCAGGAAGAACAGGAUUUGACCCUGUAGCGUUUCGGUGUGAUAACAGCUUCAUCAUACAAGGGAAAGACAUGAGAUCACGCUGUGAAAAUGGGUGUAAUGGCAAUGGCAAUCCUGUAUGUGGUAGUGGAAGAAAGCAUACAUAUUCCCAUUCUCAUUCACACCGUGUUGUUGGAGAGGAAGUUCCUCUUCCUCUUCCUCAGGUGGUUGUUUCUCCUCGUGUUCCUGUUUGUAACCAUGGAAAUAGUAGCAGUGUUGCUGCAGGUGAUGUCAUGCAGCCAUUGCUGCUGAAUUUUGGGUCUGUGGCUGAGCUACAAGCUUACAUGUACCACAUGGCGAAGGAUCAGAAUGGUUGUCGCUUCUUGCAGACCAUGGUUGAAGAUGGGACCCCUGAAGAUGUUCAGAUAGUGUUUGAGGGGGUGAGAGAUGUUGUUGUUGAACUCAUGAUGGACCCUUUUGGAAAUUACCUUGUGCAGAAGUUGGUGGAGUUUUGCAGAGAUGAUCAGAGGUUGCAGAUUGUGCUAAUGUUGACUAAGGAACCAGGGCAAUUGGUCAGAACCUCUUUGAACACACAUGGCACUCGGGUGGUUCAGAAGUUGAUUGGGAGCCUCAGGUCAAGGCAACAAAUUUCAUUGGUGAGGUCUGCUAUUCAACCUUGUUUUCUUGAUCUUGUCAAGGAUCUGAAUGGAAACCAUGUUGUCCAACGUUGCUUGCAGUGCCUUAACAACCAAGAAAACGAGUUUAUUUUUGAUGCUGCUGUGAAGUUUUGUGUUGAUAUGGCUACUCAUCAACACGGGUGCUGUGUACUGCAACGUUGCAUUGAUACUUCCACGGGAAAAUGUCAUGAUAAGAUAGUCAAAGAAAUAUGCAAACAUGCGCUUCUCCUGGCUCAAGAUCCAUAUGGAAAUUAUGUUGUUCAGUAUAUCAUAGACCUGGAGAACCCAAGUAUCACAGCCAAACUGAUUUCUAUGUUCAAAGGGAACUACAUAAACCUCGCCACACAAAAGUUUAGCAGCCACGUGGUUGAAAAAUGCCUCAACGAAGUUCCAGAGACCAGAUCCAGGAUAGUCCAAGAAUUGCUGUCUGUUACUCACUUUGAGCAGUUGCUGCAAGACCCAUAUGCUAACUAUGUGAUUCAAUGUGCUCUCUCAGUGACCAAGGGACCUCUGCAUGCAUCUUUGGUUGAAGCAGUUCGCCCCCACAAAAUCUUGCGAACCAGCCCAUAUUGCAAGAGGAUUUUUUCAAGAAACCUGCUUAAGAAGUGAUUGUACAAGAUAUGUUGUUGUUCCCACUUAAGAUCACUACUAUUCUCCUAAUCAAGUCCUUUUUGUUUAAUUUGUACGUCUAAGUUCUAACUUAGCUACUAGUAUAUGUUGUAUCUUUGUCUGUGUGUACCAGAAUCUGAGCCUAAACUGCAGAAACAAGUUUGCUACUAGCCUCUCAUAAGGAACUUCCACAGGCUAGGCUUGUUUUGCAGGUGCUUUUUGGUGCAGGUGCAUGUUGUAUUUUUCUGUUGUCUACUGUUGUCCUAUGUGAUGUAUGGGUACCUUAUA
Lotus japonicus is the source of this 2655-nucleotide messenger RNA. RefSeq lists its product as uncharacterized. Gene Ontology annotation, molecular function: mRNA binding. The transcript is spliced from 5 exons. The coding region runs from base 229 to 2367 and encodes 712 amino acids. Gene Ontology annotation, cellular component: cytoplasm. The record is from RefSeq and is a predicted model, not a curated record. NCBI's taxonomy places the organism in Eukaryota, Viridiplantae, Streptophyta, Magnoliopsida, Fabales, Fabaceae. Gene Ontology annotation, biological process: post-transcriptional regulation of gene expression.